UAGUUUGUUGUCGUAGUUGUUAACAAUCUCAAGAUAAAUAUCUUACUUUACUAAACACGUGUUAAUUUGCUCGAAUGGAUGCAACAAGUGUUUGAAUUUAAAAGGAAUGGACGCAGUCGCGCCGGAGUCACUCGUGUAUUUAUAAAGCAGUUAGGUUGUUGUUGAGUCAAUUCGAUGUUAGUCGUGUUGUCGGUGUAGUUUUAGAUGAGCUGAUCUGUAUGUAGUGUUUCCUCCUUUGAUUUUGGAAAAUUUUAUUGUGGAUUAAUUAAACAUGAGAUAGGAGGCAACAACUUGAUUGUGGAUUCAGCGAUAAAUUAAUUGAUGCUGUAAAUGGGAAGAAGGUGAAAGAAGAACCGCAAAAUGGUGUACGAUUGUGGCUCGUGUUUGGCCAAGUAUAUUUUGUGCGCUUUCAAUUUUAUUAUAUUUUUAGCUGGUUCUGUGGUCCUAGCUGUUGGUAUCUGGUUAGCUGUGGAUAAAAAUUCCUUCGUAGGACUGAGCAAAAUCGUUCCCAGCGACCAUGUCCAGCAAUUUAUCCAACCUGCCGUCAUCGAGCAAGGGGCUUAUAUUUUGAUCGCCGUGGGAGGUUUCAUGUUUAUCGUGAGCUUUUUGGGCUAUUGUGGAGCUUUAAGGGAAUCUCAAUGUCUUUUAACAACGUAUGGCAUUUGUCUUUUGGUAAUUUUGAUUGCCGAAAUCGCCGUCGCUUGUCUCACAGUGGCCUACAAGCCGAAGGCGGAGGAGGAAACACGAAAAUUACUCAAAUCAACGAUUGAAAAUUACUACUCUCCACCGGAGAAUAAAGACGCCGUGACGUUAAUGUGGGACCACCUCCAAGCCAACUUGAAAUGUUGUGGCGUUAAUAAUUACACCGAUUAUCGGAGCAGCACGAAAUGGACAAAUAGUGGGAAAGUGAUUCCUGAAUCGUGUUGUGUCUUAGAAGGAGAUCCUUUGAAGUUGAAACCGAAAGUCCCGUCGUGUGUGACGAGUCCGAACGAAGUGAAUUCUUAUUAUAAACAGGGUUGCUUCGAUGCCCUCGUCCAUUGGGUCAUGAUACACGUUGAUAUUGUCAUAGGUGUCGCUGUUGGUUUGGGUUUGCUCGAAUUAGUCGGGAUAUUUCUAGCGUUUUGUCUAGCUAAAGCCCUCAACGGGUAUAUAAAAUAAGAAGCUUGUGACCAAGCUUUCAAUUAUGUUAAUCUAGUCGUUACGUUUUAUUGUUGUGUACAACUUGUAUGUAUAUAUUUAGUUCAUUUUUCGAAAGAAUUCAGUAUUAUUGUAACAGUGCCUUUCUAACUUUUGCACUUUGAAAUGACUUUUCUAUGUAACCCGAAAUAAAACAAAAAUCUGUUUAUUUGA
Messenger RNA from Tribolium madens (black flour beetle), 1350 nucleotides. RefSeq names its product tetraspanin-1. The record is from RefSeq and is a predicted model, not a curated record. Bases 361 to 1158 code for a protein of 265 amino acids. Lineage: Eukaryota; Metazoa; Arthropoda; Insecta; Coleoptera; Tenebrionidae. The transcript is spliced from 7 exons. Gene Ontology annotation, cellular component: membrane.